AUGCCUGCAGAUGCGCCACAGCGCAGGAAGUUCCUCGCACACGAGGACCUGACGGAGGUCGUGGCCUCUGGGCAAGAGGCAAAGAACAACUCAGGAGGCAGCACGGUGCAGCGCUCCAAGUCCUUCAGCCUGAAGGCGCAAGUGAAGGAGAUGUGCACUGCCUGCCAGAAAACCGUCUAUCCCAUGGAGCGGCUGGUGGCGGAUAAAUUUGUCUUCCACAACGCCUGCUUCUGCUGCAAGCACUGCCACACCAAGCUCAGCCUCGGCAGCUAUGCGGCGCUCCACGGGGAAUUCUACUGCAAGCCCCACUUCCAGCAGCUCUUCAAGAGUAAAGGCAACUACGACGAGGGCUUCGGGCGCAAGCAGCACAAGGAGCUGUGGGUGCACAAGGAAGUGGAGAGCGGGACCAAGUCGGCGUGAGCGGGGCUAGCCUACCCUUCCCUGGAGCCCAGCAGAGACGGCACGGAGCAGUGCUGAGCCGGGGGCUAACUGAGCUGAUGUAAAGCAAAGGGGACCCGAGAGCCUGUGGGCGGUAAGGGAAGGGAGGCAGCCCAGCCCUCUUUGGAGGAUGCUUAAAGGGGUCCUACAGGCCAUAAGGACAGGGCAGAGGUGACCAGGGUAGAGCCCCCAGACCUGAAACUCUCUCUGCAGGCCCCUCUUCCUGAUGAAAUCAGACCAGAAGCACUUGCCCCCAUGGGAACCCUAGCCCUGUUCAUACAUUUCAGGCCUGUCACUGGAAAGGGAGAUGAUCUGGGGGCUUUACCCAGCCUAUAAAUCACAGCAGAGCUCCCAGCUCCUGCCACACCAAUCCUGCCUUGCUGGGGCUCCGAAUAAGGAGGGUCCUUGGUUUACAUCAGCUCAGUUCAGCUGGGAUUGUUCAGCCUUAAGGAUGUUGCCCUGUGACUGUUUAACAGUGUCUGUCUUUUUUAUAUUUGCCUUUGAUUGGUACGUUCUGCGCUGGAGCCUGGCACGGCAGCUUCACGCGUGACACUGCGCCAUGCGCUCUUUUAUUUUUGUAAUACAAGGUUUCCGAGCCUUCCCUGUCUUGUCCUGUGUUCCCAGGGGCCCGGGGAGGUGGGAGCAGCAGUCAGGUCUGCCUCUUACUGCCCAGUUACUGUGGAAAGAGCCUCUGCCCAUGCAGGAUCAAGAAAGUAUUCCUGGAUACGUGUGUGUAACGUUAUGACUAAGGCAGACUGGUCCUUUGGGGAUGGAACCCCGGAUUUCAAAUUGCACGCCAGCAUUACUACCCUGUGAGCUACACACCCCAGCUGUAACCGCAUGCCAGCUUCCACAUGGAGCCCAGACCACCCUCAAAGGGAAUUCACCAUCCUGUGAAUCAGAUCCACCCCUUUGCCUUGCAUACAUUUUGUGGCUUACUGGCUUCCCCCUCUGUAUCAAUAAACAUUGCCCUGCCUCCGCA
Molecule: messenger RNA, 1420 nt
Organism: Aptenodytes forsteri (emperor penguin)
Lineage: Eukaryota; Metazoa; Chordata; Aves; Sphenisciformes; Spheniscidae
Gene: LIMD2
Product: LIM domain containing 2
Exons: 5
Biological process (GO): actin filament bundle assembly
Cellular component (GO): actin cytoskeleton; plasma membrane
Molecular function (GO): actin filament binding
Source: RefSeq, a predicted model, not a curated record